This is a messenger RNA of Penicillium subrubescens, 1002 nucleotides long. Its product is annotated as DUF1183 domain protein. Gene Ontology annotation, cellular component: endoplasmic reticulum membrane. Gene Ontology annotation, biological process: regulation of store-operated calcium entry. The transcript has a single exon. The record is from RefSeq and is a predicted model, not a curated record. The coding region runs from base 1 to 1002 and encodes 333 amino acids. NCBI's taxonomy places the organism in Eukaryota, Fungi, Ascomycota, Eurotiomycetes, Eurotiales, Aspergillaceae.
AUGCACUGGAGAUCACUUGCACUGUCGACGCUGAUACUGGCCUCGCCAGCACUAUGCGAUAGAUCGCAAAAGCCACCGGGAAAAGAUGCCAUCCUUUUAUCCAACGUCAAAACCUUGACGCUCCGCGCCAACCGCCAAACCACCUCUCGCCGUGUGUCUCCCAUCCCACAGCUGAACUGUGUCGGCCCCUCCAAGAAAACAUGCGCUCUCUACCAGAUUGAUACAAUGCGCUGCACAAAUGAUGGCUAUGACUACGAUGCCGAAGAUGUACAAUGGACGUGUACAGCCUCACUGCCCCCGGAGUUCAAGCUCGGCGCAACCGACGUCAUUUGUGAAGGAUAUCGAAGUUCUGAGGAUAAGUGGGUGCUGAAAGGUAGCUGCGGAGUUGAAUACCGUAUGCUUCUCACGGACCAAGGAGAGAAGAGGUUCGGAAAGGCCAGUGAUGACUACGAGUGGUCUUCCUUAUUUGGUAAUGGGAAGAAGACCUCGGGACGUGGCUGGGGAAGAUGGGUGGAGACCUUGGGGGACAUCAUCUUCUUUGGGUUCUUUGCUGCUGUGUUUCUAUUCAUUGUUGGCCGAUUCCUUGCCGAGUGUCUUGGUCUACGGGGGAACCAGCGAGGCACAGCUACUGCUGGGCGAAGAUGGGGAUGGGGAGGAGGCGGUGGUGGAGGUGGCCAUGGUGAUGGCUAUCCUUCAGGGCCUCCACCUCCUUAUAGCAGUGCCUGCAAUGACGAGAGUUCCAGCUUCGGGUUCGGAAGCCGACCUGCUACACAGGGCUGGCGACCGGGUUUCUGGACGGGAGCGAUGGGUGGUGCUGCAGCGGGAUAUGAGAUGGGACGGCGUGCCGGUAACAACAAUCGUGCUUCCACUCAACAAGGGGGAUCAUUCUUUGGCCGACAGAACAAUUAUGAUGCUGGAGAGGGUAGCUCGCGGACACGCUCGUCGCCGUCGUUCUCAACCACGUCAACCAGCACUGGUUUUGGAUCUACAAGACGGAGGUAG